AUGAAAAGCCUAAUUGACAUCAUACCACAGGCAGUACUGAAGGAAUUCAAGAGAAGACAGAACAUAGUAUACAACAGACAUUUUCACAUAACAAAAGACAACAACAUUAAAAAAGUCGACAACUUAGAAAAAAGGUCAAGAAUUAAGUGGAACAACCAAGAAAGCUGGUUCAAGAACAUUUCCUCAGUACAAAUUCCUAAGGAAAUAGAAGACUUCUUAUCGCUAGGAUCAAAGUUCAGCAUAGCCAUACCGGUUAAAGAAAUAUCAAUCAAUAACCUUAUCACAGAUGUUGAAGAUAUAAUACAGAAAACUUCAGAAGAAAAUAGAGAUAUAUAUCGAACAAAAAUCUCUAGUAUGAUUACCAGUUACAUUCACAGAAACAGGGAUAUCACAUACCACACAGAAAAGCCGUUUAGAGAGACAAGAGAAUUUCUGAAAAAUAAUGAAAAUUUGAUCAUUCUGAACAGCGACAAAGGUUCAGUUACAGUAGCAAUGGACAAAAAUGAAUAUGUCCAAAAAAUGUACAACUUGAUGAAUGCAGAAAACUUCAAAAAACUUCCAAGAGACCCAACUACAACUUUACAGACUAAAUGUAAUCAAUAUGUAACCAGACUGUCUAAAUCAAAUUCAAUAAGUAAGCAACAAGAAAAAUCCAUGAAAGGUUACAAUGCAAUAUGCCCCAAAAUCUAUGGAAAUCCAAAAAUACACAAGGUAGGAUAUCCCCUUAGACCGAUUGUAGCAAGUAUACAGAGCCCAAUGUCAACACUGGCUGAAUUUAUAGCAAAAAUACUCUCGAAUGCUUACAACCAAAAUAAUGACUAUUAUAUAAAAGAUUCGUUUGAAUUUGCAACAUUUAUUAAUGACCUUGCUAUUCCACCAGAAUAUGAAGUAGUCUCAUUAGAUGUGGUAAACCUGUUUGGGAAUAUAUAUAAAGAACUAGUGAUGAAAGUGCUAGAGACUAAGUGGAGUAAGAUUGAAGAACAUUGUAAUGUACCCAAAACACUGUUUAUGGAGAUCGUUGAGUUCAUACUCGAUAACAACUAUUUCAUGUUUGAAGGGAAAUUUUAUGUACAGACAUUUGGCUGUGCUAUGGGUUCCAAACUUAGCCCGGUACUGUCCCUUUAUGUUAUGGAUUAUGUUUUGGACAUUUCCAUUCCAAAGUUGUCCUUCAAGGUGUUUUUCAUAAAAAAAUUUGUAGAUGAUUUGAUACUUGCAAUACCGAAAACAGGCUUGGAGGAGAUAAUUCAGGAUACAAAGAAUCUGCCAUCCAGAUAUGGUGGAUGCGAACAUAAAGAAAUUACAUGA
Harmonia axyridis is the source of this 1305-nucleotide messenger RNA. RefSeq lists its product as uncharacterized. The record is from RefSeq and is a predicted model, not a curated record. The transcript is spliced from 2 exons. Lineage: Eukaryota; Metazoa; Arthropoda; Insecta; Coleoptera; Coccinellidae. Bases 1 to 1305 code for a protein of 434 amino acids.